Anastrepha ludens (Mexican fruit fly) is the source of this 2022-nucleotide messenger RNA. RefSeq names its product spermine oxidase-like. Bases 396 to 1826 code for a protein of 476 amino acids. The transcript has a single exon. Gene Ontology annotation, molecular function: polyamine oxidase activity. NCBI's taxonomy places the organism in Eukaryota, Metazoa, Arthropoda, Insecta, Diptera, Tephritidae. The record is from RefSeq and is a predicted model, not a curated record.
AAUGCUUGUUACACAACAAUUACAAAUUGUUCAAACUCGAACUAAAUACUCUCAUUCAUUAUCAGAACAAUUAUAAAAUUUAAACAUAAAUAUUAAUUAGCGGCGAAUAUUUUCUAUAAAACUUUCCAAUCAUACUUCGAUCUACUACUCAAUCACCACUACCAGACUCUUUUGGCACAGCAGCAUAAAGUUAGUUGCUCAAAUAGUACUCAAUUGUUGAGACGUGUGCAGAGAAGAUAGUGUUCCAAUUCGAUCACAAAUACCAAUUACAAUAGGAGCGAGCGAGAGGAACGAGGCAAAACAACAAACACAACAACUCUACUAAACUUGGCGACAACAUUAACCCACGUCCAACAACCACUUCAAUCCGCGAGACAGACAGUCAAACGAACGCUAUGAAAUCGGCCAAUAUUGUGAUCAUCGGUGCCGGCGCAGCAGGCAUAGCUGCAGCGACACGUCUUUUGGAGUCUGGUUUUGAGAAUGUUUUGCUGCUGGAGGCAGAAAAUCGUUAUGGUGGACGCGUAAAUACUAUACCUUUUGCGGAUAACGUUGUUGAUUUGGGUGCGCAAUGGUGUCACGGAGAGAAGGGUAAUGCAAUCUAUGAGUUGGUGAAAGAUUUAGAUAUGUUACAGAGGCCUGUUAUCACCUUUAAUGACUACAAAAGCGUGCGUUCCAAUAAGGAAGUGCUCUCUGAAGCAACGACCAACGCGCUUAAAUCAGUUGUCUCUAAUUUGAUACCGUCACCUAAAAAAGACUUAAAAGAUUUCGAAGGCUCUUUGGGUACAUUUUACACUGAGGCAUUUUGGCGCGAUUUGCAGCACUCGGCGGGGAUCGAUAAGAACGUAGCACGUGAAUUUUUUGAGAAUUACAAGAAAAUGCAAAGUUCAGCAGACGGGGCAGAUAAUCUCUUCGAAGUUUCCGCAAAGGGUCAACUCGAAUAUCGAGAAUGUGAAGGCGAUCAGGAACUCAAUUGGAAAGAUAAAGGUUUUCGCAGUUUUCUGUGUCUCCUCAUGAAAGCAAAUAAGGACAAUGCGGAAGACUUGGGACUACUUAACAAACGUAUUCAGUAUAACUCACGCGUGCAAAAUAUCCAUUGGAAAAAUUCAAGUGGGGGUGCGCGUAUACGCCUUUGGAAUGGUGAACUGAUCGAAGCAGAUCAUAUUAUUUGCACUGUAUCGCUUGGCGUCCUUAAGGAAAUGCAUCAGCAAAUGUUCACACCUGCACUGCCAUCAGCCAAGUGCCGCGCUAUUGAUGGUCUGAAAUUGGGCACAGUGGAUAAGUUUUUGAUGGAAUUUAGUGAGCCUUUCAAGCCAACUGAUUGGCCGUGCUUUAAUCUGCUUUGGCGUGAAGAGGAUUUGGCGGAACUACGAAACUCUGACUACUUUUGGUUGGAGAGCGUUAUAGGUUUUCACCGUGUCGCUUGCCAACCAAAUUUACUGGAAGCCUGGAUAAUUGGCCCACAUGCACGCCACAUGGAAACAUUGCUAGAGUCAGAGGUACUCAAGGCUUUGCUUUGGCUUUUGAAUAAAUUUUUCACAUUUGAAGUGCCUGAGCCGGUGAACUUUCUGCGAACGCAUUGGUACACUAAUCCCAAUUUCCGCGGCAGUUACUCGUUCCGUUCGAUGUAUACAGAAGAGCUGCGCACAGGUAGCUGGGAUUUAGCUACACCACUCAUUGAUGAGAAAGGCGGAAAGCCACUGCUACAAUUUGCCGGUGAAGCAACGCAUCCACACUUAUAUUCGACGGUGCAUGGUGCGGUGGAGAGUGGGUGGCGUGAGGCGCAACGUUUGAUUGACUACUAUCAGGAUAAGACUUCUCAAACAUAAGCGAGUUAUUUUGAAGACAGCGCAGAGUGGAGAGGAGUGAAGGGAACGAAUAUGAUGUUAUUGACAACUAACGAAAUGGUCGAAUUUAAACUGUUCACAAAUUAAAAUUAUUUAAAAAUAAAGUGGAAGAAUCACAUACAUACAUACAUAGUAAGAAUUUUGGCAAUCAAGCACGAUAGAAAUUAAUAAAAUGUUA